GAUGUUUUGGGACAUCCUGUCUAUGGUGGCCUUGCUGGUGGAGGUCUUGACAGCUCCACUCCAAGUCUAUGAUAUUUCAGGGGGAGUCCGGCAGGUUGGGGACGUCUUACACUGGUCAACCACCAGCUAUUGGGUUCUGGACGUGCCAGCAUCAUUCCUUACAGCAGUCUAUAUCAAUGACAUCCUGCACACCAAGCUUGCCGAUGUGGCGCGCGUGUACUUGAGGUCUUGGUUUCUCUUCGACAUGCUUAUGUUGGCGCCGGAGGUGGUCUUCUUCGCCAGCGCGCUCUCGCAACAGCCGGGAGAGGAAUCCGAGGACCCAGCAGCAUCCGGCCUGCUGCGGGCCUUGCGCGCACGGCGCCUGGUGCGCGUCGUUCGUUUCGUUCGGAUUCUCCGAUUCCAGAAAGCCAUGGUUGUCCUAAAGAAGUUGAGCUGCUACAGGCAUUUCAGGCUGUUCUUCCAAGGCCGGAUUUCGUCUUCUUUGCUGCCGGUCCUUUGCUUGAUGUUCGGCCUUGCAGCUGCAGUGCAUUUCCUGGCAAGUUUGUGGUUUGUGGCAGGGACCGUCGAACAUGGUUGGGCAUUUAAUGAAGGUCUGCAUGAGGCUCCGUUCGCCCAACAGUAUAUACGAAGCGUGGAGUGGGCCGUGUCUCGGUUGCCGGCAUCUUCUUUGAGAGCCAACGUCGAGCUCCACACCGCCUUCGAGCGCUGGUUGGCCAUCAUGGCCACAUUUGCUUCUUUGAUCAUUUCCUCAAUGUUUGUCAGUAUCUUGACCAACCUAAUGGCGGAUGUUGCUCGUAGAACACGAAAGAUGGCGCAGAUCCUGGAGUCUGUCAGAAAGUACUGCGGAACAUGUGGGGUGUCCUAUGCUCACACCAUGAAGGUGAAAAGGCUGGUGGAACGGGAGCAUUGCCGGGCCAGCAUCCAGGAUCAUAUGCAAUUCUUACUGACGCUCCCCGAGGCUCUUGUUAAAGAAUUGUUCCACGAGGCCCGCUCCAUCACACUGGCUUGCCAUCCCCUCUUCAUGGAAAUCGGGGCCAUGAACCCCACUAUGGAAUUGCAACUGUGCAACAAAGCGGCGAAAGAGCUCUACCUCCUGGAGCAUGAUGAGAUGUUCCGUGGCAAUGAGAAAGGUGAAGGGAUAUAUAUCCUGGCAUCAGGUGCAGCUCAGUACGCUCAAGGAGCUGAGUUCUACCAGCCACUCACAUCUUCACCAGACAGAGACAAGGCUCGGCAGUCAGCAUCACCACCGGGAAUUGCCCUGCGCUUCUUCAAUGUCGUCGCCGGCACGAGCGAUCGACUAGGUGAAAAAAGAGAAGGGCGACGGCAGAGUGAGAGCAAACCUUCGAAACCUCCAGUUCAUGUUUCCGCUGACGACUACCUCAGCGAGCAGGCAAUGUGGAUCCGGGGCUGGAAGCAUCAGGGAAGGCUGGCGGCCACAGUGGAGAGUAGAGCGCUUCACUUGGCUACGGUGGAGGUCCGCUCGGUGCUGAACGACUACUCGGAUGUUCUGGCCGUAGCCGUGGUCUACGCCCGCUCCUAUGUGGAGACGAUGAAUCGACUGUCGGCAGAGGAAGUCUCCGAUUUGCCCCUCGAUCCCGGUCAGUUCGAGAUGGAUCCGGCGUGGUCUAUCAAAGUCGCUUCCGAGAUUCGACGCGACAGCCGGCUGGACAGAGUUGAGCCUGAACCGCUGGACUAG
This is a messenger RNA of Symbiodinium necroappetens, 1696 nucleotides long. NCBI's taxonomy places the organism in Eukaryota, Dinophyceae, Suessiales, Symbiodiniaceae. The record is from the annotation of a GenBank genome assembly.